Molecule: messenger RNA, 1125 nt
Organism: Linnemannia hyalina
Lineage: Eukaryota; Fungi; Mortierellomycota; Mortierellomycetes; Mortierellales; Mortierellaceae
Source: the annotation of a GenBank genome assembly
AUGACCUGGAAGCCAUCACCAGGCGCAAUCGGUCACGACGCUCUACAGCACAACUGGCAAUCACUGGGCAACAUCUACAUCUGCCUACCAUGGAACUUGCUCCCGCUAAUCUUACAGAAGCUUCAACAGGAACAGAUCACAGCAACCUCCCGGAAACGCCCCCGACAUACUGGCCAAGAACCCUCACCGGUCCCUGACAGCAUGGCGAAUAAGCGGCGCCGUCUCGAGGAUAAAGGAUGGGAUGAAGCAACCGCAUCAUUAGUACUUGACAACCCACGAGAGCAACGCAAGCAGGAACGUUACAGCAACAUCCAGGAACGGUAUAUCAGCUGGGUAAAAAACCGAGGAUUCGACCCACAACAACCUAACCCGGCUCAAUUACUCAACUGGCUCACGGCUGGCGUUCUCGUUCAGAAUUGGCAAGCAAGCACGGUCAACAACUACAAGGCGGCGAUCAUAUAUAUGUACGACGACAAGACACCCUUUCUGGACCCGGACUUCCUUUCCUACUUCAAGGCUAUCCAGGAACGGACGAUCAAGGAUAUGAAGGAGAUCGACAUUGAUCUUCGACCAAUCCUCGAUUUUUUCCGACAGCAAGGCCCCAAUGAAACCCUUGGCAUAUCCAUUCUAACCAAGAAGCCCAAGUUUGAACUGACCGAAGUAUCCUGCAAGAUCCCCGUGUUUUUUCCGAAGGAAACACGAGGUGGACAACAGAUUAUCAAGUAUCCCGCGAUCAGGAGUCACGAUGAUCCUCUCCUUUGCCCGGUACGCGCCAUCGCCGAAUACCUUCGUCGCCUGGAGGGACACGAGAUCAUGGUCCCUCACCACAAGAACAAAGAAUUUCUUUAUCGCCCUCUCAUACGUGACGUGCGAUUCCCCAAGACCCCGGUCAUCAACCAGACGAUCAGCAACCAUAUCACUGAGAUUACCGACAUGCUCAACCUGCCCAAGGACGAGACUAGACCCAAGGCCCGCGCUAUUGGUCCUACAGCGGCCAUCAAGAAGGGCGCCCGCGUUGAUGACGUGGUCGUUCACGGCAACUGGUCCUCCGACGUGAUUGUCAACAACUACUAUCGGCUGAGUCGAGCGACAGCAACCAAUUUCACGUCGUUAGUUUUGUCAUAA